Molecule: messenger RNA, 2860 nt
Organism: Penaeus chinensis
Lineage: Eukaryota; Metazoa; Arthropoda; Malacostraca; Decapoda; Penaeidae
Product: collagen alpha-1(III) chain-like
Exons: 11
Coding region: 474-2837 (787 amino acids)
Source: RefSeq, a predicted model, not a curated record
AGGACCCGAGGCCGAGUCGAUGCCGAGGCAGUCUGCGGCGCGAUCUCAUAGAGGCAACACGUCCGCCCAAUCGCUCUCCCUCUCGCUGCGGUUGUGUUUGUCAAUCUCUUUCCCUUUCUGUUAUUGUUACUGUCACAGCGCCCUCCGUUCUAAGCCUCGCUCUUUUUUUUUCUUCCUAUUUGGGCUUAAUCAACAGUAAAAAAUAAAAGAAUAGAAAUAUCAAUGCGUUUCCUUGAUCUUGACAUUGGAUAACUUUUAUCAUCUGACAAACAAUGAAACUGAAGAAUUAGCAAGAAUUAAAGAACCACAUUGGCUCCCAAACAAGAAUCAUUCAACGUAUCAAGAUGUAGAUCUGUAUCAAGGACAUAUUCAGCACAUAUUUUAUACGUAAUUAAGACGGGGAACCGGCUUAAGGAGGAAAUCGCCUUCAACGGAAGAAUUUGCCGAGACGGGAAGGCAGCAGAGUCGGUAACAUGAACGAACGGCGACUCGGUCUCCUGGUCUUCGCCCUCGCGCUGCCCCUCGCCCUCCCGGAGGAUGUCUCUGGCGUGCGCGGGAAGAGGCAGGCCCCCGUGGGCGUGCUCAAUCCGCCCAUUCCCACGUCCGUCGGCCACUAUUUAGGCGGGGACAAGCCCGUGGACAACUGUCCGCGCGACGAGGUGACGCUGCCUGACGGACGGUGCUACCCCCUCCUGACGCAGGGCCCGUGCGCCAUCACCGAGUACGUCCUUCUCAACCCCGCCACCAACAAGGGCUACUGCGCCCCCCGCCUCUGCGCCCCCGACAGGAUCUUCAUCUUCAGCGAUCAGCUGUGUCACGACCCGAGGAGCACCUCUCUGUGCCCGCCGGGUCGCCAGCUGUACCAGACGAGCUUCGGGACGCCCGUGUGCCAGUGUCCCGACGGCACGUACGAGGGCGACGAUGACCUCGACGACGACGUGUGCGAGCCGCUGCUUGGCCAGACGCUCCUCUGCCAGCCCGGCCAGGUGUUCUGGUUCCGCGACUUCAGCCAGCCCCCCGAGUGCCUCCCCGACCCGUGCGGCGGCGACAACCUCAACCGCGGACCCAACGACCUGCCCUUCGUCCCCGCCGCCGACGGGAAGUGCUACCAGCUGGGCUCGAACCCCUCCGUGUGCCCAGCCCAGACUUGGUAUUCGAUUGCCCUCGAGAGACUGCAGGGUGUGUGCGCCACCUUGCAAGACGCAGGUUACGAGGUCUUCGACGCCGCGACGUUGGCUGCUCUGACUGAGUUGUACGGCCCCUUCAUUCCCAGGGACACCACGGCACCCAUCCCGGUUGCCCAAGGUGCUCCGGGCACUCAAGGUGCUCAAGGUGCCCCAGGCGUCCUACGUUCCCCAGGUGUCUCAGGCGUUCCAGGUGCCCCCGGUACCCAGGGUGCUCUAGGUACUCAAGGCAUCCAGAAUACCCCAGGUGCCCAAGGCGUGCAAGGUGCACCAAGCCUGCCAGCUGGUGCCCCACGGCCUACCCAGUUGGGUGGGCAAGCUCAGGUUCCUAGUCAGAGCCUGAAUGUCAUUAACGGCAAUGGCGCUCUGGGAGGGCGCCAGCCGGGAAGCGGCCUGACUGGCCAAGGGCGUCUGGACUUCCAAAGCGGCAGCCAAGCAGGUGCUGGAUCCCCCUCUCCCACCGGCCAAAAGAUCGCAGCUGGUGGGCAGCUGUCGACGGCAGGGCCUGGCAGCUUUGGGGCGCCAUCUGCCGUGGGAGUUCAGCGGCCGCAAGCCCCCUUCGGCGGGUCCCAGGCCUCUUUCCGCCCUUCGUCUGGCACUGCGGGUCAGCCUUCGUUCAGUCCUGUCCAAAGUGGACAGACUGCUUUCCAACCUUCAGGUAUCCAUUCAGCCGGUGCCCGGCCCUCAGUUAGUCGGCCAGCUGCUACUGAGAGCCAGAGUGGUUUUAGCCACUUAGUCGGCCGGCCAGCCAGCCCAGGAUUCCAGAAGCCUUCUGUCCACUCUGUUGGCAGUGGGGCGCGACCCUCCUCCGUCCAGCCAGCUACCCAAGCGGGUCACUUCCAGGGCCCCGUUCGGGCAACAAUCAGUCCGCAGUCCUGGGUUGACGGUCACAUUGCUGGAGCUUCUGUGCCGCCGCAAAGGGCAUCAGUCACCUCUGCUCCGCUGUCGUAUACCAGUCAACCAGGUAGGGACACUUCAACGGGCAAUUUCCCCUUUGGCGGGCAACCUGGAGAGUCUCAGGGGGCCUUCCCUUCGUCGUUCUCAGACGAGGCCUUUGGAGGAGUCCAAGGUUUCUCCAGCGGUGAUGGCUUCUCAGACUUCUCGUCGACCCAGGAUGACACCUCCUUUGAGCUCUUUGACAUGCCCGACUCCAGGGCAUUCCUUGGCUACAGCUACGAAGAGCCUCAGGGGCGUCCAUUCAACCCAAGCUUAGGUGUGAGGAGAGCGAAGCUACUCGCCCAAGUCUCGCUCCUGGGCGACGACGUAAACUACGGCCAGCUGUCUAGCCUCCAAGCGCCCGCCGGCCACAAGCUGCAUAACUUCUUCAAUGGCGUGCGUCAGAUUGUGAGCAAUCUGCCGAACUCAACGGGCACGCACCACCGCUCGCGUCGGUCGCCCCUGCCCCACGCCACGCCAGGAAAUGUCUUGGAAACGCGGCUGGUCGGGUGCCGAGCGGGCGCGCAGAGGGACAUCAACGCCAAGUGUCGGGAUACAGUGCUCCCCCCCCAGACCCCCGCCAGCCGCCCCUCCAGAGCCGCCCCCCCUGUUCCGCCGAGGAUGUCGUGUCCAAGUGGCCAAGCCUACAACCUGCAGAGGAUGUGCGAGCCCAUUGGCAGCGCCGUGUCUUCAAUCAAUGCCUUCAACCUCGGAUAGAACCCACCGUCUAAGAAAAUCAG